Molecule: messenger RNA, 3413 nt
Organism: Alexandromys fortis (reed vole)
Lineage: Eukaryota; Metazoa; Chordata; Mammalia; Rodentia; Cricetidae
Gene: Zbtb5
Product: zinc finger and BTB domain containing 5
Exons: 2
Coding region: 1353-3413 (686 amino acids)
Biological process (GO): regulation of transcription by RNA polymerase II
Cellular component (GO): nucleus
Molecular function (GO): protein binding; DNA-binding transcription repressor activity, RNA polymerase II-specific
Source: RefSeq, a predicted model, not a curated record
CCUGGUAACUACUAGAAUCAUAGGUGUAUGCCAUAGUGCCCAGUAAUACUCGAUUAAUAAAAACUCAGAGAGAGAAAUAUGGGUUCAGCCUGAAGGUCAGAAAAGCAAAACAGCCAGCCUUUCUGAAAUGGCAAUCCUACCUACAAGAAUCUAAGGAUGAGACUGAGAUUUAGAGCUGUUUUCUCCCGUUUUAUAAUCCUCUCUCUGACUGGCAUUAAAGACAUGCCGGUUUCUAUGGCAACUAAUGUGACUACUGGGAUAUUAAAGGCGUGUGUUAUCACUGCCUGGUCUGUAAGGCUGACCAGUGGGACUGUUUUCCUCUCUGAUCUUCAGGUGAGCUUUAUUUAUUACAAUACAAAUGAAAUGCCACUACAGCCCAGCAAGAAGUAAUUCUCUGUUAGGAAUAAAAUGCAGCAAAAGCUAUUUGUGUGUACGUGUGCCCACUGUUGUGCAGCUGUGGAGGCCACACGACAGUUUUCAGGGGUCUGUUCUCUCCCUCCCCUUUACGUGGGUUCCAGGAAUUGAACCCUGAUUGUCCAGUUUGCACAUCAAGCGCUUUUACCUGCAGAUCCGUCUUGCCUCCCUUCUUUCCCUCUUUGAGGCAGGAUCACAUGUGGUCCAGGUUGGCCUUGUGUAUUAGAGAAUGACCUUAAACUUUUAAAAAAUAUAUCUCAUUUAUUUAUUAUAUAUACAGUGUUCUGCCUGCACACUAGAAGAGGGUACCACCAGAUCUCAUAGAUGGUUGUGAGCCACCAUGUGGGUGCUGGGACAUGAACUCAGGUCCUCUAGAAGAGCAGUCAGUGCUCUUAACCUCUGAGCCAUCUGUCCAGUCCUGACCUUAAACUUCUUAUCUUCCUACCUCUGUCUGCUGAGUGCUCUGAUUAUGUGUUCCUCACUGGAUUAACUUUACUUUUGAUUAUUUUUAACUUUUUUUUUAUUUUUACUGUACUUGUAUGAUGUUUUUGCCUGCUUGUUUGUCUGUGCAUUAUAUUGGAGUAAUACCUAAGGAGGGAAGAAGUUAGAUCGUCUGGGAUUAGAUUUACAGGUGAUUGGGAGCUACCACGUGGAAUCUAACCCAGGUCUUCUGGAAGAGCAGCAAGUGCUGGUAACCAUUGAGCCGUUUCUCCACCCCCUACUUCUUCUUAGUAAUAGUAUUUUAGAAUUUUUAUUUUAUGUGUGUGACCGUUUUGCUUAUACUUAUGUCUAUGUACCGCAUGUGUGAGGAGCCCAGAAGAAGGUAUUAGGUCCCCUGAAAUUUGAGUUACAGACAGUUUUGAGCCAUCAUAUAGGUACUAGGAAUUGAACCUUUAUUCUUAUUUUUUAAGGUAGCAUACUUGUAUCUGACUGUACAAAUGAAUCCAAGGCCUGUCUUCAUGGUCGGUGUUGUGAGAAAUUGGAGGACAAUGGAUUUUCCUGGUCACUUUGAGCAGAUUUUUCAGCAGUUGAACUACCAGAGACUUCAUGGCCAGCUCUGUGACUGUGUCAUCGUCGUGGGGAACAGGCAUUUCAAAGCCCACCGCUCCGUGCUGGCGGCAUGCAGCACGCAUUUCCGAGCUCUGUUCUCUGUGGCAGAGGGAGAUCAAACCAUGAACAUGAUCCAGCUCGAUAGUGAGGUGGUGACAGCAGAGGCCUUUGCUGCGCUGAUUGACAUGAUGUACACCUCCACCCUCAUGCUAGGGGAGAGCAACGUUAUGGAUGUCUUAUUGGCAGCCUCUCACCUGCAUCUGAACUCGGUUGUUAAGGCCUGUAAACAUUACCUGACAACAAGGACGCUGCCCAUGUCUCCCCCCAGCGAACGUGUUCAGGAGCAGAGUGCUCGCAUGCAGCGCUCUUUCAUGCUGCAGCAGCUGGGACUGAGCAUUGUGAGCUCAGCCCUCGGCCCCAGCCAGAGUGGCGAGGAGCCUCCAGCCCCCAUGAGCUCAUCCAUGCGCAGCAACCUGGACCAGCGGACACCCUUCCCCAUGAGACGCCUUCACAAGCGCAAGCAGUCUGUAGAGGAGCGGGCCCGGCAGCGCCUGCGCUCCUCCAUGGAUGAGGCUGCCAUUUCAGAUGUUACUCCAGAGAGCGGGCCUUCGGGCGUUCAUUCCCGGGAGGAGUUCUUUUCGCCAGACUCUCUGAAAAUUGUGGACAAUCCUAAACCCGAUGGGAUGGCUGACAACCAGGAAGACAGUGCUAUGCUGUUUGAUCGGCCUUUUGGUGCCCAAGAAGAUGCCCAGGUGCCCAGCCAGUCAGAUGGAAGUGCUGGCAUCAUGGCCUCUCGUGCAACUCAUGAAACUAGUUUUGAACAAGAAGCUGUAGCCGAGAAAGGCAGUUUCCAGUGUGAAAACCCCGAGGUCGGCCUCGGGGAGAAGGAGCACAUGAGAGUGGUGGUCAAGUCCGAGCCCCUGAGCUCUCCUGAGCCGCAGGACGAAGUGAGCGAUGUGACCUCCCAGGCAGAGGGCAGCGAGUCUGUGGAAGUGGAAGGUGUGGUGGUCAGUGCCGAGAAGAUAGACCUCAGCCCUGAAAGCAGCGACCGGAGCUUUUCGGAUCCCCAGUCCAGUACGGACAGGGUUGGGGACAUCCACAUCUUAGAAGUCACAAAUAAUCUAGAACAUAAGACCUCUUUCAGCAUUUCAAAUUUUCUCAACAAAAGCAGGGGGAGUAACUUUAGCUCAGGUCAGAGCACUGAUGACAACAUCCCAAACACCACCAGUGACUGCCGGCUGGAGGGGGAGGCCCCUUACUUGUUGAGUCCAGAGGCCGGGCCUGCAGGUGGGCCUUCCUCGGCCCCGGGUUCCCAUGUGGAGAACCCAUUCAGUGAGCCCGCAGACUCCCAUUUUGUCAGGCCUAUGCAGGAGGUGAUGGGCCUGCCGUGUGUGCAGACCUCAGGCUACCAAGGAGAACAAUUUGGGAUGGACUUUUCCAGGUCUGGCUUGGGUCUCCACUCUUCCUUCUCCAGGGGAAUGGUGGGUUCCUCAAGAGGAGGAGGCAGUAACUUUCCAUACUACCGACGCAUAGCUCCCAAAAUGCCGGUCGUAACUUCUGUCCGGAGCUCACAGAUCCCUGAAAACCCUGCCAGUUCCCAGCUGAUGAUAAACGGGGCCACUUCAUUUGAAAACGGCCACCCUUCCCAGACUGGCCCUCCGCAGCUGACCAGGGCCUCUGCGGAUGUCUUGUCAAAGUGCAAGAAGGCCUUAUCAGAGCACAAUGUCUUGGUGGUGGAGGGGGCUCGCAAGUACGCCUGCAAAAUCUGCUGUAAAACCUUUCUGACUUUGACAGACUGCAAGAAGCACAUCCGAGUUCACACGGGCGAAAAGCCGUACGCCUGCCUCAAGUGUGGCAAGCGGUUCAGUCAGUCCAGCCACCUGUACAAACACUCGAAGACCACCUGCCUGCGCUGGCAGAGCAGCAACCUCCCCAGCACGCUGCUCUAA